Molecule: messenger RNA, 1738 nt
Organism: Phodopus roborovskii (desert hamster)
Lineage: Eukaryota; Metazoa; Chordata; Mammalia; Rodentia; Cricetidae
Gene: Slc35f5
Product: solute carrier family 35 member F5
Exons: 15
Coding region: 131-1705 (524 amino acids)
Biological process (GO): regulation of peptide transport
Cellular component (GO): membrane
Source: RefSeq, a predicted model, not a curated record
UGACCCGAGCGCCGAGUGACAGCCGCCGCCCGGAGCCCAGGGGCCUGCAGCGCGGCGCGAUGUCGGGGUGUGCGCUUGCGGUGUGAGGCGGCGGCGCUGGGUGGCGGGCCGGGUCAGGUCAGGGCCGCUCAUGGUGCCGCCGCGACUCCAUCGAGGGGCAGGAAGGCCAGGUGUUCUGAGUUCUUCACCUCUAUUUAGACUGAGAUCUGCCAGAUUUGCAGUCAUUGCCUUUGAGGAUCUCAGAGACGCGCUGGCAACAAGACUACAAAUGGUUUGUGUAUUUAUCAUGAACCGUGUGAACUCCCAGAACAGUGGCUUCAGUCAACGCAGGAGAAUGGCCCUGGGGAUAGUGAUUCUCCUGCUGGUUGAUGUGAUCUGGGUGGCAUCUUCAGAACUCACCUCGUAUGUCUUCACCCAGUACAACAAGCCGUUCUUCAGCACCUUUGCAAAGACGUCCAUGUUCGUCCUCUACCUUUUGGGAUUCAUUAUUUGGAAACCUUGGAGGCAGCAGUGUACAAGAGGAUUUCGAGGAAAGCCCGCUGCUUUCUUUGCAGAUGCUGAAGGUUACUUCGCUGCUUGCACAACAGAUACGAGUAUGAGUAGUUCUUUGAGUGAACCUCUGUAUGUUCCUGUGAAGUUUCAUGACCUUCCAAGUGAGAAGCUCGAGAGCACAAACAUUGGGACUGAAAAAACUCCCAAGAAGUCCCGUGUAAGGUUCAGCAAUAUCAUGGAGAUUCGACAGCUUCCAUCGAGCCAUGCAUUAGAGGCCAAGUUGUCCCGAAUGUCUUAUCCUACUGUGAAAGAUCAAGAAUGCAUACUGAAGACUGUAGGGAAACUUACUGCAACCCAAGUAGCAAAAAUCAGCUUUUUUUUUUGCUUUGUGUGGUUUUUGGCAAAUUUGUCAUAUCAAGAAGCACUUUCAGACACACAGGUUGCCAUAGUGAAUAUUUUGUCUUCAACUUCUGGACUUUUUACGUUAAUCCUUGCAGCUGUGUUUCCGAGUAACAGUGGAGACAGAUUUACCCUCUCUAAACUGUUAGCUGUAAUUUUAAGCAUUGGAGGUGUGGUGCUGGUGAACCUGUCGGGGUCUGAAAAGUCUGCUAGAAGAGACACAAUAGGUUCCAUUUGGUCCCUUGCUGGAGCAAUGCUCUAUGCUGUCUACAUUGUGAUGAUCAAGAGAAAGGUAGACAGAGAAGAUAAAUUGGAUAUUCCAAUGUUCUUUGGUUUUGUAGGUCUGUUUAAUCUGCUGCUCUUAUGGCCGGGGUUCUUUUUACUUCAUUAUACUGGCUUUGAGGACUUCGAGUUUCCCAAUAAAGUGGUACUUCUGUGUAUCCUUAUCAACGGCCUCAUCGGAACAGUUCUCUCUGAGUUUCUGUGGUUGUGGGGCUGCUUUCUUACCUCAUCAUUGAUAGGCACACUUGCACUAAGCCUUACAAUACCUCUCUCCAUCAUAGCCGACAUGUGCAUGCAAAAGGUGCAGUUUUCUUGGUUAUUUUUUGCAGGCGCUAUCCCUGUGUUUUUUUCAUUUUUUAUUGUUACUCUCCUAUGCCAUUAUAAUAAUUGGGAUCCUGUGAUGGUAGGAGUCAGAAGAAUUUUUGCCUUUAUAUGCAGAAAACAUCGAAUUCAGAGAGUUUCAGAAGACAGUGAACAGUGUGAGAGCCUCAUUCCUAUGCACAGCGUUUCGCAGGAGGAUGGAGCUACUUAGCUGCUGUCGUCUGUAGUCCAGGUGUGUAUUGCA